AUGUCGAGGCCGCUCUCAAAGUUGCUCUUCAAGGGAAUUUCAGGCUUCCCGGCUGCCCGUUCUAGUAAAAUUGUAUCUGGAUCCUUUUAUCAAAAUGGAAUGAGAUACUCGACCUCUGUGCCUAAUGACACCGACACACAUGACGAUUUUAAACCCGCUAAUAAGUUCGACGGUUCUGGCCUUAGCUUGAAGGAACUUGUUGAACAGGAUGUAAAGGACAACCCUGUAAUGCUUUAUAUGAAAGGAGUGCCUGAGGUUCCCCAAUGUGGAUUCAGCUCACUUGCAGUAAGAGUGUUAAAACAAUAUGAUGUUCCUUUGAGUGCUAGGAAUAUUUUGGAAGAUCCUGAGCUCAAAACUGCUGUAAAAGCCUUUAGCCACUGGCCAACAUUUCCACAGAUAUUUAUCAAGGGGGAGUUCAUUGGAGGGUCAGACAUAAUUCUCAAUAUGCACCAGUCUGGUGAGCUCAAGGAAAGCUCAAGGAUAUUGCAGUCAAUCAAGAGAAGUCUGCAUAAGAUAAAUUAUGAGAGGGUAGGUUAA
Molecule: messenger RNA, 537 nt
Organism: Prunus armeniaca (apricot)
Lineage: Eukaryota; Viridiplantae; Streptophyta; Magnoliopsida; Rosales; Rosaceae
Source: the annotation of a GenBank genome assembly